Molecule: messenger RNA, 732 nt
Organism: Lonchura striata (white-rumped munia)
Lineage: Eukaryota; Metazoa; Chordata; Aves; Passeriformes; Estrildidae
Source: RefSeq, a predicted model, not a curated record
AUGUCUCUGGUGCCACCCGCCGAGGGCCCCGAGCUGGAUGCGGAGGAGCAGCAGGUCCUGGAGCUGGCCCAGACAGAGGAGCUGGCCCUGCAGCUGGCCGAGGCGGUGGCCCUCGGGGACGAGGCGGUGGCUGCCCGCAGCGCGGCGGCGCUGGCCCGGCGCCACGCGGAGCUGAGCGUGCACCUGCGGGAGAGGGAGCGGGACGGGGCCGACAUCAGCAUGCCGGUGGGGGUGGAGGACGCCACGUCCUCGGCCAGCAUCACGCUGCGGGUGCAGCCCCACAUCACCAUCGGCACCCUCAAGGAGCAGGUGUUCCGGGAGUACGGCUUCCCGCCGGCGGCGCAGCGCUGGAUCAUCGGGCAGAGCCUGUGCCGGGACGGGCGCAGCCUGGGCUCCUACGGCAUCCGCCGCGACGGCGACCCGGCCUUCCUCUUCCUGCUCUCGGCGCGGCCGGCGCCGGCACCGGCACCGGGAGCGGCACCGGGAGCGGCACCGGCGCCCGGAGCCGAGCGGCAGCGGCAGGCGCUGCAGCUCCUGCGCGCUGCGGGGCUGCACGGCGACGGGGACGGCUCACCUGGCGCAGGCCGUGUCCCCGAGGAGCCCCCGGAGCGGAUGGACAUCGGGGACAUCCAGGAGCACCUGGACUCGCUGCAGCUCUGGGAUGGCGCCGGGGCCCCGCCCGCGGCCCCUGAGCCCCGCCCGGCCUCACCUGAGCAGGCGCUGGAGGCGUAG